Boleophthalmus pectinirostris (great blue-spotted mudskipper) is the source of this 2158-nucleotide messenger RNA. RefSeq names its product solute carrier family 39 member 4 (gene slc39a4). Gene Ontology annotation, biological process: intracellular zinc ion homeostasis; zinc ion import across plasma membrane. Bases 126 to 2072 code for a protein of 648 amino acids. The record is from RefSeq and is a predicted model, not a curated record. Gene Ontology annotation, cellular component: membrane. The transcript has 12 exons. Gene Ontology annotation, molecular function: zinc ion transmembrane transporter activity. NCBI's taxonomy places the organism in Eukaryota, Metazoa, Chordata, Actinopteri, Gobiiformes, Gobiidae.
CCAAGACUGUGCGCUUCAACGAGUCCUGAGUGACAUUCUAAACUCAAACCAGAGUUUCAACAAGUUUCCUCUUAAAAAACAUUUUCUUCAAGAUGUAUUCCACGUCAAUCCUUGUUUUCUUUUCCAUGUUCGCCUGCUGUGCGUCCGGUUCGCCCGCGCUGGAGCAGGUGUACCGGGAGGUGGUGAGCGCAGUGGCACCGGGGGAGCAGCAACUGUCCCAGGCGGCCGUGCGCGCCGUCUUUAAUACACUGGAGAACCGUGUGCAAUGCGGCGAAGUGUCGUGUGAAAAGUGCAGUCCUGCAGAUGCCAUUGACCAGCUGAUAAGCUCAUACCAGGAGGAUAACACAGGAUACAGUUUGUCUUUAAGCGUUCCAGACUUCAGUUUUGUGGCGGGAGGCGGCGUCCUGUAUCUCAAAUCUCCAGGACCAGUUUGUUCAGCGAUAAAACAAGGAACAUGGAAAGAGGAGACUGAACAUUUCCUCCAUGAGAUCGAUGUUCAUACAGUGGAGAUACUGCUGCAAAGUCUCCACUACAGGCCUGUGGAGGGGCAGAGCUGCGUCGGGGCAGGUGACCUCGUGGAUGGACAUGAGGACGGUGAAGUGGAGGUGGUUUUAGGGCGCGUCCUGCUCCACGCUCUGAAGGGGAACUGCUUCAUGAGGACCACUCUGCCAGAUGAGAGCUUUUUCAUAAAUAACAUCAUGGAGCGUCUGGGAUCGGACAACUUCACCGUGGAAGAGUUGAAAGUUCUCAUGAGGAGUCUCCAGCUGGGCCCAGACUCCGAGGACGACCACGAUCAUGAUCACGAUCAUGAUCACGCUCUAACUAUUGAUGGACAGGAGGACCAUGACCAGUCUGACCACAGGAGGAAGAGGACAGCCCUGCAGCAGACAAGGGCCACUGAGACCAACAACACCUGGAAUGAGCAUUGUUUCUCUGCUGAGGAGUUGAUGCAGAUCUACGGUCUCAUGAACAGCAGCUCUGAGGCCAGUUCUGAUCUGGCUCGGCUCAGUCCAGCUCUGGUCCAGCAGAUCCUCAGUGGAGCCUGUUCUGUGACCAUCAGUCCUGUUAACCCUGAUGGUCUCAGUAAAACCGAACGAUACCUCUAUGCGACUCUGGCCAAUGUGGUGAUCACCCUCUUCGCCAUGUUUGGGAUCGUGGUCUUACUCUUUAGCUCCUGCACCACCGUCUUCCAGCUGUGUAUUCAGUUCUGCAUCAGUCUGGCUGUGGGGUCCCUCACUGGAGACGCGCUGCUCCAUCUGCUGCCGAUGUUCCUUGGUCUCCACUUGCAUGAGGAAGGGAGCAGCAGUGACCACGUGCACACCGGAGCACCUCCAGAUUAUGUUCAGAAAAUGCUUGUGCUGAUGUCUGGAAUCUACAUCUUCUACCUCAUGGAGACGAUCUUCUCUCUUAUCUCGCACAGAAACAAAAAACACCAACAUACACAUCAUCAUGGGGAUGAAUCUGACCCACACCACUGUGACCACGGAAGAGUUUUAGAAAUGUAUCAACAAGAAAAGAAACAAAAAGAAAAGAUGCAGUCAGUGUCGAAAGCAGAUCUGAUUGCCUAUGAGGAGGAGAAACCUCAGAAGGAGCGCACACGAGAGCAGCGACUGCUUCCGUACAUGAUCACUAUUGGAGACAGUAUUCAUAACUUUGCUGACGGUUUGGCGCUGGGAGCAGCUUUCUCUGUGUCAUGGAAGUCUGGUUUAGCCACAUCUAUUGCCGUCCUGUGCCACGAACUACCUCAUGAACUGGGAGACUUUGCCAUCUUGCUGCACAGUGGUGUCUCCGUUCGCAGAGCACUGCUGCUGAACGUGUCCAGUGCUAUGACCUCUUUCAUUGGGCUUUACAUCGCUCUGUCUGUGGCCACUGAUGUGGCCACACAGCAGUGGAUCUCUGCAGUGACCGCAGGGCUCUUCUUGUAUGUGGGGCUGGCUGACAUGCUCCCCACACUGGUGCACAUCGACAGCAGGAGGCCCUGGACCAUGUUCCUGCUGCAGAACCUGGGCCUCCUGAGCGGCUGGACCGUCCUGCUCCUGCUGUCUCUCUAUGAGGACCAAAUUAGCUUUUAAGGAUCAAUAGGUAUUUUUUAGUGAAAUUUGAUGACACAGCAUUCAUUACUUCUCAGACACAGCAGAAGAAAACUGUAAAACAAGAC